AUGACACAGACAAAUCGAUUGUUUUCUGUUAAACUUGACGACCGUGAAGACCAGCUGAAUUGGUCUGAUCUGGUCUCACUUCGUCGUUUGGAAUUGAAUCAUGUCAAUCCAGACGAAAUAAAGUCGAUUUUAUCUAGUCUACCAUCUGUGACAAAAUCGUUACUAUUGAACUCGUUGGUAAUUAAAUAUUCUCAAGAAUGUGCGGGUGAAUUAAAUUUGGCUUGCCAUUUAUUUGUUGCACUUCCGUCACUGGUCAACUGCGUAUUCGAUUUUGCUCAUUUUAUGGAUUUUGGUAUAACUACAAGAACGAUGACACACCUGCAACGACUGACAAUUAUUUGUCACAUGAAAAAUCUGUUUCAGUUAGUCCCAAUAACUCCGGCAAUAAAAUAUUUGAAUGCAAAAUUAUAUAAUCUCGAGCCAGUUUCUUUAACCUAUGAUACAGCCAGUAAUACAGUGACCAAGUGGAGUUCAUUAACAUGUUUAUCGUUGAAUAUGAUGGUCGGUGUUCCGUUGGAACUGAUGUUUUCGCUUUUAAAUUUGACACCCGCCGUGGUCCAAUUUCGAUUAUUCGGUGCCACAUCUGAUCUAAACUAUUUAGACGGAAAAUUGUGGGAAAAUGUCUUCACCACAAACACUUUGUGCCUUCGUCAUUUGACAUUAGGCAUCGACGUUGUAAAUGUGAAACCUGAACAACAAUUCAACGAAGAACAAAUGCUAUUGAAAUAUCAAACUGAAGUUUAUCGUGAACGAAAGUUUUUGGCUGUAUUUGCGAUUAAAGGUGGAGAAAUUCAAUUGAGAGGUUUUACGAAUUAA
Molecule: messenger RNA, 816 nt
Organism: Didymodactylos carnosus
Lineage: Eukaryota; Metazoa; Rotifera; Eurotatoria; Philodinida; Philodinidae
Source: the annotation of a GenBank genome assembly